AUGAUUCCUCAAGACUGGUAUAAAUCAGAGAAAAACUAUAGAAAAGAGUCAGAAUCCCCUGUUAGAUAUGUGCAGAUGUUGAUUGAUAUGGAGAAUAUACCCCUUUUAGAUAGUAUUCUAGCUGCUGCAUUCUGUUGGAUUCUUCUAGCUGGGUAUUUGGUUUUCCCAGGUACUUUCACAUCACUACGAACAUCUGCAUCAUUCAAAACGACAGCCGAUGGCAAUGCGAUUGGACGAACAGCAUACCAUGCUGUUCAGAAUGUCUCUCUCCUCAGUAUUGCUUCAAUAUGCUGCUUCAUAGGCCUUUCUGGAGCAUGUUGGCUAUACUACCGUAAUCAGCACAAUUAUGUGUGGACUGCGCGCAAGAUAUUCCUGCCCAUCUUGAUUAAUUCGGCAACUGGCUUUUUUAAUACGUUGAUAAAUGUUUAUACAGCACAAGCCAAGACAUGGUCAGUAAUAGCUACUGUGACUGCCGCUAUAACAGGAUUUUUUGCGAUUUUCUCCGGGGCUUUGUUUAUCACCUACAAUAACGUUCUACUAGCUCGACUUCAGAGAGUCUUCAAUACAGAGAUGGAAAAGUGA
Messenger RNA from Aspergillus saccharolyticus JOP 1030-1, 582 nucleotides. RefSeq lists its product as uncharacterized. The record is from RefSeq and is a predicted model, not a curated record. The transcript has 2 exons. NCBI's taxonomy places the organism in Eukaryota, Fungi, Ascomycota, Eurotiomycetes, Eurotiales, Aspergillaceae. The coding region runs from base 1 to 582 and encodes 193 amino acids.